AUGGCACGUCCGCGGGCGCCGUGGAGCGUUGCGAGCCCCGGUGGAGGCUGCGAGGAGACCGGCGCCGCCGGGUACCUCCUCCCUCCCCCACCUCCCCCCAACUCCACCCUGGCGUCACGGUGCUCCUCUGCUGCCAUGGAGGUGGGUUGCCUCCCCGUGGAGCUGUGGAGGGUGAUCUUGGCCUAUCUCCCCCUCCCAGACCUGGGCCGCUGCUGCCAGGUGUGCCGUGCCUGGCGGGAGCUCAUCCUCUCUCUGGACAACACCCGCUGGAGGCAGCUCUGCCUGGGUUGCCCCGAGUGCCGGCAUCCCAACUGGCCCAGCCAGCCCCACCUGGAGCCGCCGUCCUGGAGGGAGGCGCUGAAGCAGCACGCCCUGUCGGCCCGCACCUGGACCCGGAAUGGGCCGGAGCUCCAGUCCUCCGCCUGCCUCUUCUUCUUCCGCCGGAGAAAAGACCGCCGGGUCUGGCACGUGGGGCCCGGCUGCGAGUUUGAGACCUUACGAGGGGUGCUUGGGGCGGUGGGACCGUAUGACCGCGUGGUUCUCCAUCCGGGGGUGUACGAAGAGCAGGCCGAAGUGACGCUGAAAGUGCCCGUGGAGCUCGUCGGUCUGGGCCGACUGGGCGAGGUGGCCCUUCUAGUGUGUAUGGAGCAGCAGUGCCCGACCGCCAGGUUGUGUAACCUGGUUUUCAUGCCACCCUGGUUCUCCACCGUUGUGUACAAGACAUCCUGGGGUCACAUUCAGCUCGAUAACUGCAACUUUGAGGGGGCCCAGCUGCAAAUCCGUGGCCCCGGCACCUGCCAGGCUCGUUUCUGCUCCUUCUCGCAAGGCAGCUCUGCCCACCUGCUGGGUGUUGUCCUCAGUCUGUUGGACAGCUGUGAUUUCUCAGGGAGCGACACAGCUUCUGUCACCGUGGAAGGUCCCCCGGUGUCAGAGAGGAACUGGGCUUGUAAACACUUGGCUGCCCUCGCCAAGACCUUCCCAUCGGAUUCUUUGUGCUCUCCCAAAGGCCCCCAUGCCGCCCCCGCGGGCGAGCCGGACCCCCCGCGUGGAAUCGUCAACAAGGAGCACGCACGCAUGGAGGACUGGAAGACGAGGACUGGUGGGGAGGCGGGUUGUCAGGGCACACUUAUUGAAGACGGGUGGAGCGAUGGGGAGCGCAGCGAGGGCGAGGAGGAAAACCGCCACGGAGAGGGAGCAGACAACGCUGAGAAAGAAUUGAUGUGGGAUUACAAAAUCCCCUGCGGCCACCACGGCCUGUCCCAUUUGCUCAGGCCCCGGGCGGAUGGCUCCCUGCCGCUCGCGUCCUCCCCCGACCCACCAUCUGCAACCCCUCAGCCCCUCACCCUUCUGCAGGAAUUGGAGCAGGACCCCGAUGCAGCGUUACUGUGGACGUCCGCCCUCGGCUGCAUCCUCAGACGCUGCCUCUUCCGAGACGGGAAAGGCGGCGUCCACGUGUCUAACUACGGCCAGGUUCGUCUGGAAGACAACAUAUUCCGCGGGCUGAACUACGCCGUCCGCUGCAUACAGAACUCCACGAUUGUGAUGCUGAGAAACGAGGUGUGCGAAUGCCGGGCGUCAGGUGUGUUUCUGCGCCUGUCCGCUCGGGGCCUCAUCGCAGAAAAUAACAUCCACUCCAACGGGGAGGCGGGCCUGGACAUCCGAAAAGGAGCUAACCCCACCAUCCUGUGCAACAGAAUUCAUGGCGGUCUUCGUUCCGGGAUCGUUGUUCUUGGCAACGGGAAGGGUUCCAUUCGGAGCAACCUGAUCUACAACAACAAGGAAGCCGGUGUUUAUAUUCUCUUCAGUGGGAACCCUGUGGUGAGCGGUAAUCACAUCUUCCAGGGCCAGGCAGCAGGGAUUGCCAUAAAUGAGAAUGGCAGAGGGGUGAUAACAGAGAACGUGAUCAGGGAGAACCAAUGGGGGGGCGUGGACAUCCGCAGAGGAGGCGACCCCAUCUUGAGGAACAAUUACAUCUGCCACGGCUACUCAGAUGGAGUGGUGGUGGGAGAAAGGGGGCGCGGCCUCAUUGAGGGAAACCACGUCUACUGUAAUAAAGGCUGCGGCGUGUGGGUUAUGUCGUCCAGCCUCCCGCAGCUCCUGGGAAACUACAUCCUCCAUAACUGUAUGUACGGGCUGGCGGUGUUCUGCCGGAAGGACCCGGGGAGCGUCGAGUCCCGGGAGGGGAGCUGGCCCGGGCAGGACGGGGUCGGCGGAGAUGCCGGCGUCGGGGAGAGGAGGGGGGUGGAGGGAGAGGGACGGGAGGGACAGGAGAACUUCAACGAAGAGGGCGAGCUGUUUGCCUGGGAGAGUGACCUGGACAGCGAGGACGAGCGCCACUCCGCUCGCCGCUCCAUCAGCGUGGCCCUGGUGGAGGGCAACUGCGUGAGCCACAACGGAGCGGUGGGCCUGUACGUGAAGAGCAGCGAGGCCCUCAACGUGUUCGCCAACCUGGUCAACGGCAACCGGGGCCUGGGCGUGGCCGUGCUGCAGAGCAGCCAGCUGACCCGGCUGGUGACCAACUGCGUGCUGAAAAACAGCCGCGGCGGCGUGACGGUGGAGAAGGACUGCAGGGUGGAGCUCCGCGGCAACGGCGUCUACGACAACGGCGGCCACGGCGUCCGGUUCAGCGGCAGCGGGCAGAUCGUGGAGAACGACGUGGUCGGGAACACUGGAUACGGCAUCCAGGUGUCGGCAAGCACGGAUGUCAAGAUAGUGCGCAAUCGCGUGCAACCCGCACAGGGCUGUGGCAUUGCUCUGCUGGGGCCCGUAAAAGGUGCAGUGCAUGAUAACAUCUUGUUCCAGGGCCACCCAGAGAACAAAAAAACCCUGCUGCACAUGGACCCUGGCAACGAGAGCUGCGUGUUGUGCAACAACAGCAUACUGAGGCACAAUAGCAGCUCUACACCCGCUCCUGCCUGGAUUUUGAAAAACCCCCCUCCUCGCCCACUGGCCAGCUCCCAUCCCGGCCUGUCCUCGUCCCAGUAUCCCUCCAGACUCGGCAUUUCCAUGACUGCCAGGGUCGGCGCCACGGUGGAAAGCGGCUGCCACAGCGGCAGCAUGUUUUGCUCCAUCCUGUGA
Menidia menidia (Atlantic silverside) is the source of this 3078-nucleotide messenger RNA. The record is from the annotation of a GenBank genome assembly. NCBI's taxonomy places the organism in Eukaryota, Metazoa, Chordata, Actinopteri, Atheriniformes, Atherinopsidae.